Osmerus eperlanus (European smelt) is the source of this 2592-nucleotide messenger RNA. RefSeq names its product cytokine-like protein 1. The transcript is spliced from 4 exons. Lineage: Eukaryota; Metazoa; Chordata; Actinopteri; Osmeriformes; Osmeridae. Bases 188 to 625 code for a protein of 145 amino acids. Gene Ontology annotation, biological process: positive regulation of transcription by RNA polymerase II. The record is from RefSeq and is a predicted model, not a curated record.
CAACGACAAGAAAAAGUCUGGUCAAGUCCCUCGCGCGUUCUUGAAGUGCUUUGAAGCUCGUUCCCAGUUGCGUAUAUCACGUCACCUUUUAUUUUUUUCUUAAAUCUCAUUUUUAAAAAGGCAUAUUUGCCAGCAAUUGGAAGGGCUUCGUAUCUCCUGACUGGCUGUCCAACGAUCUGUUGCGACCAUGAAACUGGGACCUGCGACUUUUAUUUGUUUCUUUAGUUUAAUGUGGUUGACAGAAUGUGCGCCGCUAACAUGCUACUCCAGAGUGCUCGGAUUGAGCAAAGAAAUAAUGGACCUACUGGAUAAAGUACACAAUUACCAUCGCACGAAAACCUGCGUUGAGAUUCUACCCAAGAUGUUCAUAGAUGUGCACAAUUCCUGCCUCAUGCCCAGGCUCCGAGAUUUCCUCUACGUUGUGGAAAACCUUCCUACCCAGUACUGCAAAGAACGCCCCAGAAUUGUUCUAUUAAAGCGGAAAGUCCGGAACUUGUACGCUAUCAUCAGCAAAGUCUGUCAUCGGGACCUUGUGUACUUUACAGAUGACUGUGAGGCAAUCGAUACUGGACACAGUGUCCCACGCUAUGGAGAAGACAGGCUGCAGCUUCUGGAGGAGAGAUGAGCAGAUGGCACGAAUACGGCACAUAAACAUACAAAUGUCAGUGUAGCUUGUCAGUCAGUGUAUGUAGUGUAUGUCAGUGUAUGUAGACUAUACCCUUUCAUGGAAAUAUCCUGCUAUGUUAAGAAAUACCAAGCGACCACAAGUUACUGGUCAAGUUGCAACGUAUGUAGACGGUAAUGUGGUUAUUCAGCCGAGUUGUGGAGAAACUUCACAGGAAAUUACCUGAAUACCAAUCAUUCCGAUAAAAGGCUUACAAUAAUAAACCAAUAACAAAUGUUUGUGAAACUCACUUGUGGGUCAGUUUUUCACCACAAGUCUGCAUGCCUCACUUAUGUUUCUGUAACCUUUGGCAUGACUGAGCGGGUUUAAAAAAAAAGUUAGGUAGUUUGGUGAUAAAUUUGGGUAAAAACUGCAAAAAGGCCCACUUUUGAAACCCCCCUCCUCCUUCCCCCUUCCACUAGGCUGCCUACGGGCCUGCAUUAGUUAUAUGGAAUGCUGUGCUUGGGCAAAGUAAACAUGCAUGUAGGCCAUGUCCGUCAAAGACUUAUGUUUUACAAUAUUAAUAGAUAUGGAAUUAUCUAGCCCGCACGAUGUUCACUGUAUAUUCAUUGUUGAUUACAUUUAUGCUUAAUCACAUAGACCUAGAUUAUAAUAGGCUAUAUUGUUACAUUAGCCUACAAUUUUUUAAUCUUCAGUUAGGCUAGCUUGUUUAAUAAAGCCUACUUUGAUAAAGCAGGGGCGGUUCUACACGGGGGCCCUGUAAAAAAGUCCCUGGCCCCCUCUGUGGCCCCCCUGAGCUGACUGAAUAUAUAUAUUAUUUUUUAAAGCGUCUGCUAAAUGAAUAAAUGUAAAUUUAUAGCAAACACCUCUUAGGCAGAACUGUACAUGUGUGGGGCUGUUUUGGCAGCCCCUUUGACACUGGUCACCCAGACACUCGUCUGGGACAGUCGUUGAUUUACAUGAAUGCUAAAAUGACAAUCACACCGUAAUGACCACCUAUGGAAAGGUGGUCUCAACAGUUGAAGAGGAAGGUUGACCGAGGAAUACUCUGAAAUUAUCAUUAAAAGUUGUGUUCUUGUAAAUAUAGUUCUAAACAGCUUUUAAUGUCAUGUUUGAUAUGAUUUUGGUUUCUUAUUUUACGUAUUACAUUCUAGUAAUAAUUUUAAUGCUGUAACAUGUACAGGGUUUACAGAGUUUGUGCUUGCAGCAGACCAACAUGUGCUUAACAUAUUCCCUUGUCUUGCAAGGGCACCAUUUGGUCUACUGCAGCCUUGAUUAAUGAUCCAAUUUGAAUUUGUAUGCGUCAGACAACUUUUCUGUCAUAUGGCCGGUGUCCCCAUUUUAGUCAGGUUUGGGUGUAUAUAGGAAGAAGUUUUUACCAAUCACUUUGAGUUCUGUUUACGAUACAGCUCUAACGCACCGGAGCUGUAUCGUAAACAGAACUCAAAGUGAUUGGUAAAAACUUCUUCCUAUAUACACCCAAACCUGACUAAAAUGGGGACACCGGCCAUAUGACAGAAAAGUUGUCUGACGCAUACAAAUUCAAAUUGGAUCAUUAAUCAAAGUGCCUAGUCAAUCAAUCAAUCAAACUUUAUUGUCGCAUACACCAAAUUGCUUCAGUGCAGCGAAAUUCUUAAGACUUGGCCAGCAACAUCUGCGCAGUAGACAGUAGAUAUAAAUAACAAAGUAACAUAGUAACAUAUACCAAAAAUAGCAUUUAACACUAUAACAUCAAGUAACAACAAUACAAGAGCUAGCAGCAGUUUAAAAUGUGAAGAAAUUAGGAAUAUAAAAUUAAGUUAAAAAUAAAAAAUUGUGCAAAUAUAUGUAGGAAGUGUGGUUGUCUUCAUUGUGAAUACCUUUGUUAACCAUUGCUCUGAAGGUAUGUUUUGUAUUUGAUGAUAUUUCAUUAUCAUUGUAUUGAUUAUCUUACUAUUUCGAUAAUAAACUAUUAUUGUGCAUUUUAA